Molecule: messenger RNA, 823 nt
Organism: Lytechinus pictus (painted urchin)
Lineage: Eukaryota; Metazoa; Echinodermata; Echinoidea; Temnopleuroida; Toxopneustidae
Exons: 4
Coding region: 248-823 (191 amino acids)
Molecular function (GO): mRNA binding
Source: RefSeq, a predicted model, not a curated record
GUCGUUGAGAAGCCCAUGUGUGUGAUGAGUGUGUCUCAACGAUGGCGACGUGCUUCAGUAGCUGGUAGCCAAACUUAUGCACACGUGUGCUUUUUGAGACCACAUUGAUUGCAGAAGUUCUCCCACCAGCAACGAUCCGCUACCAGCUCCAGCUCGAGUGCCUGCCUCCGUUGGUGUUGCCGUCGUUGCUCCUUCCGUGGUUCCCCCUCUUCUCUCCGUCCGUACCACUUGUUGUUGUAGCCCGGCCAUGUGGCAAACCACAGAUCCCGCCUACUACCACACCGAUCUGAUUCCCAUUCAUCCCGUUCACCAGCCGGUCGGGAAAGACUGCAGUCUCUUAACACACCUACCAGCUGGAACCCCCGCUCUACCCCCCACGCAAUCCCAUCGGAUGGUUAAUAUACCGGCAGGGACCGUGGAUGGAGGACUUUUUAUGGUGCCUUAUCAUACCAUCCCUUCAACCCUCCCUCUCAUGGUUCAACCCGCUUUGCCACAAACGCCUCUCAAAGUAAACUGGGCUACAACACAAGGUUCAAGAAAGGACACUACACACCAUCAUCAUGUGUUUGUUGGGGACCUUGUUCAAGAGAUGAAAACACCUGAACUCCGAAAACUUUUUGAUGAAUUUGGAAGUAUCACAGAUGCUCGGGUUGUACGAGAUCCAGAGACUGGGAAAUCUAGAUGCUAUGGAUUUGUAUCAUUUGAACGCGAAGAGGUAAGGAGGAAUAUUAACAAUGCAGAGCUAACAAAGCAUACCAUAUGGGCACUAGUAUUCAACCCGGCACAAUUCAAUCUAUUUGGAGAAAUUCCCCCAAAUAUUUAG